ACCAAAAAGGCAAAGCAACCACCUUGGAGAAUAAUAAACUAGUAUUAUUAUAGAAGAGAGGCAGGGUCAGGUACUUGGAAUCCCCCGGCGAGUUACCGGCCAGUGUUUUGAAUGGUGGGAGGCGAGUCAGGGGCGAGUCUGUACAAAGUUCUGGUGGAUCGGUGCCAGAGUCUGGAAGCGAAUCAGGCGAGGCUAAGGGAGGAGUUUGAUGAACUUAAGGCAGAGCAGAAGAAGAGAAAAGCUGAAGUGAGGAAUGAUUCUGGUGAGGAGAUGUCGGAUUCUGGAUGCGGACUGGUCACCGGAUUCUUUUUGGCGGGGACUCCUUACCGGAGCAUGUUGGAAUCCAUUGGACACGCUAUUCAUGUCUGCUCAGCUUCAUCAGGAGAGAUCAUAUACUGGAAUCGUUCUGCUGAAAAGCUCUAUGGAUGGAGGUCCCAGGAGGUUAUUGGACUAAGAGCAACUAAGCUUAUUAUAGCUGAAGAAUACCAUGAACCCCUAAAUAAAAUUAUGGAGAGGUUGAGGUCCGGACAAUCAUGGUCAGGUCAGUUCCCUUUCAAGAAGAGGUCAGGUGAAAUAUUUAUGGCCAUGGUGAGCAAAAGCCCAUUACAUGAGGACGGUGAACUCACUGGUUUUAUCACUGUUUCAAGUGAUGCGGCAAUAUUUAAUAUGGUGAAUUCAGAUAACAUUAGAACAUAUCAGGCUCACAGCAAACUACAUGGAUCUAACCCAAAAAAGAUUCAGUGGCACCCGCCACGACCACGGAUUGCAUCAUCUGUCUCUAAUCUGGCCUCAAAGCUUCUACCAAAGAAACAACGAGAUGAUGCAUAUAAUUCAUGUAUGAGUUCAAGGGAUGAGAAUGGUGCUACAAAAACCAAGGAAGAUAAUUUAGAGAGGUUCAAUAAAGUGGAAGGUAAAUCAAAUUCCAAUUUCCAUGACCAUAGAAGCACAGCUGGAAGGAGGAGCUCAAGAAAGGAUGAUAAUGCUUCUCAACAUUCAAAAUUUGCAGCACGGAUCUUGGCAAAACUGCACAUCAGAGAAACCAACAACUGUGGAGAAGAAAAUGAUGACAGUGUUGGGAAAAAUAGUGCAAGUGACACAUUAUUAAGGAUUAGCAUGAUGAAUGAGUCUGAUUCUCACAGAGGUUCAAAGACAUCACCUUCACACCACUCCACUUCUCACUGUGCAGCUAAGACUUCAAUUUCGCAUGUUGCACAACAUGCAACUCAUAGGUCUUUUAAAGAGAAUUCUGUUGUAUCAUCUUCAACAGAGUGCAAUGGAUAUUCUAGGUCAGCUAAAACUGGGGAUUCUAUGCCAGUAUUGUGGAGCCUAUGGAAUGACACUGAAGUGGUGCUAGAGGUACCAAAUUUGGAAUGCAUGGAGGUGGAGGAUGAAAUCCAAAAAUUUCCUGAUUGUGGGAUUCAUUGGGAGGACCUCCUUUUAGGGGCGGAGAUUGGAGAAGGUUCUUAUGCUGUUGUUUAUCGUGGAAUUUGGAAUGGAUCAGAUGUUGCAGUUAAAGUCUUUUUUGGGAAUGGCUAUAGUGAAGGAACAUUAGAAGACUACAAAAAAGAGAUUGAUAUAAUGAAGAAACUGAGGCAUCCAAAUGUACUGUUGUUCAUGGGAGCAGUAUAUUCACCAGAACGACUUGCCAUUGUCACGGAGUUCCUGCCUAGGGGAAGUCUUUUCAAAACACUUCACAAGAAUAAUCAGGUUCUGGACAAUAGAAGGCGCCUAAGAAUGGCCCUUGAUGUGGCUAGAGGCAUGAAUUAUUUGCACCAUAGGAAUCCACCUAUAGUGCAUAGGGACCUCAAGUCUUCUAACUUGCUUGUUGAUAGAAACUGGACUGUCAAGGUUGGGGACUUUGGCUUAUCAAGAUGGAAAAAUGCAACCUUCAUAACUGCAAAAUCCGGAAGAGGAACUCCUCAAUGGAUGGCCCCGGAAGUUCUUAGGAAUGAACCUUCAAAUGAGAAGUCUGAUGUCUUCAGUUUUGGCGUUAUAUUGUGGGAACUAAUGACUGUCUCAAUUCCCUGGAACAAUCUGAACUCAUUACAGGUUGUCGGAGUGGUAGGCUUCAUGGACAGAAGAUUAGAACUACCAGAGGGUCUUGACCCUCACGUCGCCUCCAUCAUCCACGAUUGCUGGCGGAGUGACCCAGGACAACGACCGUCUUUUGAAGAUAUCAUCCAUAGAAUGACAGCCAUCGUCAACAAAUCCCUGGUUCGAAGGAGCUUGAAAUCUUGAACAUGCCACGAGGAUGUUGUCUCGACCCAAUUUUGACUCCACAUGUAUAAUAAUUGUAGCUGCUGAUGGGAAACGAAAGGGAACCCAUCAGCAGCAGGGGACGAAAGAAUUGAGUUUGUAGGCCAACAGGCAGACGAUGGUUUUUUUUGUAGAUGUAUGAAUCUUUGUUGAUAAUACAGGGAAAAGAGGAAG
Rubroshorea leprosula is the source of this 2430-nucleotide messenger RNA. The record is from the annotation of a GenBank genome assembly. NCBI's taxonomy places the organism in Eukaryota, Viridiplantae, Streptophyta, Magnoliopsida, Malvales, Dipterocarpaceae.